CGUAGCCAGACUGACGAUGCUGCUCCUUGAGCCGAGCGCCGGGGGGGACCCGAGCUCACCCGCUUGUCCCACGCGGGGCUCACGGGCUCCGUCCCCCUCUUUGCACUUGGCCCAAGCGAAGUGACCGGGCCAAGGUCACACGGCAGGUCUUGGCCAUGAGGAACACGAGCAAAGAAUUCCCUGGACCCCAAAACCGCUAUGCCCCUUGUGACUGGUAUUACCAUCUUCCACUGAAACGACCGGAAAAGACUUCAGACGUCGCUCUUCCUCCAGCUUCCCAGAUCCCGGGCUUGAGCGACCUCGGAGAACCUCACCCUGAGAUUGCAUUUCGCAGCCGACGGAAAUGGAUAAAAGACACGGACUCAGACUACGUCAAGCUGGCGAAACAAGGAGGCAGGCCCGAUCUAUUGAAACAUACGACUCCUGGAACAAGAAAAGACUCUCCAGUGGCGUAUUCAGUACCCGACUGGUACAUCCACCACAGCAAACCAACAACAGUCGAUCAAACCCACUACACAGUACCUGACUGGUAUACUCACCACAGCAAACCAUCAGCGGCCGAUCAGAGAGAAAUUCCCCUUUCCUCCAUGCCAGAUUAUAUGAUUCAUGAAGAAUUUAACCCCAAUCAAGCUAAUGGGAUUUAUGAAUCCAAAAGGGGGCCUUUUGAUUUUGAUAUGAAAACAUUUUGGCAGAGGGAAGCUGAGGAAAAUGACAAAGAGAAAAAAACGCUGAAACUACCGGCCAUUAACUCAAGGUAUUCAAGAAGAAUGGUCUCUUCUACUGCUGGAACCAAGAAUAGUAAUUCAGGAAGUAAGAUUUCCUUUCCACCGAUGCCCGGUCAAAGAACGAGUGAGCCGACAAACUUCAGUAAACUGAUUAGCAAUGGUUAUGUAGAUGGGGAUAAAAGAUCUCCGCAAACAUCCAAAAUUUCCGAGGUGACCAAAAGUUCUGAAGAAUCUCAGAGUUCGGAAAUUCCUGAAGACACUGAAAAAUGUGAAGAUUCCACUAGUCCAAGUAAAGCCGUGUCUCAGUCAGGAUCAACACCGUCGGAGCUCAAAUAAAACCUGCAGCUACUAAACACGAUAAGCUGUAGGGAAAACGAAACAGAGCAAAAAAAAAUAGCAUUGCCUGUGAAACAUCUCUGUAGGAGGACCUUGGUUACAAUAUGUUGAUAUAAGGGCUUUAAGAAAAGAUAAUCUGGUAGUGAGGUUUGACAAUGUUGGCUUAUGUAACAACGUAGAUCAGGUGUGUAUUCCCCUCCCCUGGCCCCCUUCCGCCAUUAGUUAUUAUGAGAUAACAUAAUAGGACAAACUAAAUGUUUGCCCUUUGUUCCAUUUGGUCAGCCAGCUGAUUUUUCACUGAUAUCACUGACAGCAAUUAUUUCUUCCUUUGCUAAGUACGAUAGGACUUCAUCUGGUGUUUGUGUUUUAUAACCACCGACGGCACAUGGUUUUGAAAAUGGAGGAGCGUUGCCUGAAAAUCUACCAGAUAUUUUUGAAAUAUUCUACAUGGUUCUUCAUUUCUUUUAGAAAUGAUUUGGAACACCUAUGAAAGUUCUCUCUUAAAUAUUUAAUUUAAUUAUUAGAAUAUUGUUGGGUAAGUAAGCAAAGCAUUUUUAUUUCAUAUGCCCUUGAAGUUUCAAAGUAACAAGAAAUGUAAUCCAAGAAUAUUAUAAUGUUCACUUAAGAGAAAUUAGGAUUUCGUUGUUUAUAUAUUUGAAGGUUUAGACUAUGAAAUAUUUAGGCAAGAGAAUCGCAAUGCUUGCUUUAAGGAAAAUAGUGCUUAAUUAACAUAUGGUAAUGUAGGUUCUGCCUUUCAGUAGAGUGACUUAAAAGUCAAGGUCAUCACAUCGACGGUUGUCACUCGUUUCAUAAAUUGCAUGUACAUAGUGGUCUAUAUAAAAUGGCUACCAUUAUAAAAGGGGCUUGCACAAUUAGUUUUUUGUUCAUUAGGUUAAAUUUGAAGAAUUACAAUAUGCUUAAUAGAAGAUUUGUUUGAUUGUUUCAAAAUAAAUUUACUGUGAACUAUGUAUCUGUUCGCCUGAAAUAAAAAUUUAAAAGCC
Molecule: messenger RNA, 2062 nt
Organism: Ornithorhynchus anatinus (platypus)
Lineage: Eukaryota; Metazoa; Chordata; Mammalia; Monotremata; Ornithorhynchidae
Gene: C4H7orf57
Product: chromosome 4 C7orf57 homolog
Exons: 9
Coding region: 156-1061 (301 amino acids)
Source: RefSeq, a predicted model, not a curated record